Dichomitus squalens LYAD-421 SS1 is the source of this 2507-nucleotide messenger RNA. RefSeq names its product Cullin-domain-containing protein. Gene Ontology annotation, biological process: protein ubiquitination; ubiquitin-dependent protein catabolic process. Gene Ontology annotation, cellular component: Cul3-RING ubiquitin ligase complex. Gene Ontology annotation, molecular function: ubiquitin protein ligase binding. The transcript has 13 exons. The record is from RefSeq and is a predicted model, not a curated record. Bases 56 to 2434 code for a protein of 792 amino acids. NCBI's taxonomy places the organism in Eukaryota, Fungi, Basidiomycota, Agaricomycetes, Polyporales, Polyporaceae.
GUACCUUGUCUCUAUUCCCUGUUCUGCAGCUCUUUGGCUCACGAAGGAUCCCAUCAUGGCUGCGGUUCCGCGAAUGAGAGGGGGCAAGACUCGAAUUAAACCCGCGCGCAAGCAUGGGCCGGACGUCUCCGUGGACGAGACUUGGGCGAAGCUGUCCCAGAACAUCAUCGAGAUUCAGAAUCACAAUGCUGCGAACCUCUCGUUCGAAGAGAACCAUCGCUAUGCGUACAACAUGGUCCUGUACAAGAACGGCGACAAGCUGUACAAGGGCUCGACGCAGCUCGUGGCGGAGAAUCUCGACAAGCUUGCAAAGGAGUACAUCAUCCCCGCCUUUCCGACAGGCGUCAUAGAGGACGCGGUGCAGAAGGCCCAAGAGAGCGAGAGGUUGCUGAAGGCGCUGAAGAAGGUCUGGGAUGACCAUGUGUCGAGUCUGUCAAAGCUACGGGACGUGCUGAGGUACAUGGAUCGCGUUUAUACUAAGAACGCUGACGUCCCUCCAAUAUGGGAUGCCGGUCUUAUACUGUUCAUCAAGCAUAUCGUCAAGAACCCGAUCGAGGACUAUGUCAUCUCCGCCAUCCUCACCCUCAUUCAGACCGAGCGUGACGGCUUCACGAUCAACCGCUCAUCUGUCAAAGGGUGCGUCGACGUCUUUCUCCAGUUGGAAGACACUUCAAGGCGAGAGCCGCUGUCGAUAUACCGCCGCGACAUCGAGCCGGCUGUGCUGAGGGAGAGUGAAGUGUUUUACAAGAAAGAGGGAGAGCGUCUGCUAGAGACGUGCGAUGCGCCGGAGUACUUGCGACGAGUGGAGGCGCGCUUCCAUGAAGAAGAGUCCCGGACACAUCACAUUCUUUCUACGCUAACAACUCUCCCACUGCAAAGGAUACUUGAGCAGCAUCUGGUUACGCCGCAUUUAUCGACUGUCAUCAACAUGCCAAACUCGGGUCUGGACGCCAUGAUUGAUUCGGAGAAAGUAGACGACCUUGCGCGCCUGUACCGUCUCUUCACCAAAGUCUCUGCUGGUAUCCCUUGUUUGCGGAAGUCGCUACGAGAAACAGUCAUCCGCAGAGGAAAGGAGAUUAACGAGUCGAGCAGUGCCGCAGGUGGGGAAGGCGCAGACUCGGGGGAGGAGAACGGCGGCGCGGCGUCAGCAAGAGGCAAAGGCAAGGCCAAGGCGCGUCCACCAAACGCGGCUUCGCAAACACUUUCGCUAGCCCUCAAGUGGGUGCAGGACGUGCUCGACCUCAAGGACAGGUUUGACAGAAUUUGGUUAAAGGCGUUCCAGAGCGACCGCGACCUCGAGAGCAGCAUGAACGAGGCAUUCGAGACGUUCAUCAACCUCAAUGAGAAAGCGCCAGAGUUCAUAUCUCUGUUCAUCGACGAGAACCUGAAGAAGGGUCUCAAGGGGAAAUCCGAAACCGAAGUCGACGCUGUGUUGGACAAGACGAUCACUGUCUUCCGCUACAUCACGGACAAAGACGUGUUUGAACGGUAUUACAAGGGCCACCUUGCCAAGCGUCUACUGCUUGGCCGAUCCGUCUCGGACGAUGCGGAACGUGGCAUGCUCGGGAAGCUCAAGAUCGAAUGCGGAUACCAGUUCACGCAGAAGUUGGAGGGCAUGUUCCACGACAUGAAGCUCUCAAGUGACACCAUGGCGGCGUAUCGAGAUCAUCUUGCGAAGAAUGCAGUGCAUGAGGACAUCGAGAUGUCUGUCAUCGUUAUGACCUCGACCUUCUGGCCUAUGUCCCAUACCGCUGUGCCAUGUACCUUCCCGGAGGAGCUCAUCAAGGCCGCCAAAUCUUUCGAGCGCUUCUACCUAUCCCGCCACAGUGGCCGUCGUCUUACAUGGCAGCCCUCUCUUGGUAAUGCGGACGUACGCGUACAGUUCAGGUCGAGACAACACGACUUGAACGUGUCUACGUUUGCUCUGGUUAUUCUACUGCUCUUCGAGAACAUUAUCGAUGACCAGUUCCUCACCUACGAGGAAAUCAAGUCUGCGACGUCAAUCCAGGAUGUCGAGCUGAGGCGACAACUGCAGUCGCUCGCGUGCGCGAAAUACAAGAUCCUGAAAAAGCACCCACCAGGACGUGACAUCAUCCCGACGGACUCGUUCUCUUUUAACGUCGACUUCUCAGCGCCGCUGCAGAAGAUCAAGAUCAGCACCAUUGCGUCGCGUGUAGAGAACACGGAGGAGCGCAAGGAGACGAAGGAUCGUAUCGACGAGGAGCGGCGCCAUCAAACCGAGGCGUGCAUCGUCCGUAUUAUGAAGGACAGGAAACAUAUGACACACAACGACCUCAUCAACGAGGUGACGCGCCAGCUAGCGAGCCGGUUCCAGCCAAAUCCCGUUAAUAUCAAGAAGCGUAUAGAAGGUCUAAUUGAGCGCGAAUAUUUGGAGAGGUGCGAGGACCGCAAAUCGUACAAUUACCUAGCAUGAACCAGCGCAUGUAUCAAUACCUGUAUCAUCUGUGUAUCAUUGUUGUCUUGCUCUGACAAUCCAUCCUCUGUUG